GUUGAGGGGAACGAAACUUUGGGGCAUGCUCGUGUCCUUUGGACCCCAUCCGCGUGGCGGGUACGCGCCAAGCCACAGACAUGAUGGGCACAUGCGAUGUCCGUGCCGGAGCUUGGUCAUUGCUGGUGUCACGUCGCAGGCUGCACGGAAGAUGUGCACACCGCCAAAAAGGACGGUGCUGUGCAGCAAGACUUUGCGGGAACAGGCUGAACAAAUAGCCAACGAUCAAGCUGCACUACGGAUGGGCUCAGGAAGUCUAGAAAGUGUGCUGCCACAGGCUGAGCGAGAAAAGCUGGCUCGUGAAGCAGAUACUCUUUCGCCUUUUAGGAAAGGUGUGAUCUUCUUUGCCUUCCUUCUCCUGUUUGGCGGCUUGCAAGAUGGGUUUUGGCUAAUCCUUCAACCCAAGCUGGUCCCGUCAGUGGUUCGCGCGGAAGAAUCUGAUACCUCUUCCGUUCUUCUGGUUCUUCUGCUCCUGAGUGUUGGAGCAGGCCUCCUCUACGUUGGAGCUGUUCUCUUGGAACCUGCAGCCUUGCCAUCUUUGGAGGAAGUGCUACAAGAGGAGGAGCUCCAGAAGGAGGCUCAGAAGGAUGUGCAGCUUGCCCGCUUGACCGGAAGGUGGUACUAUGGAAUGAACUUGGGUCAGAGCUAUGAGAUAUUCAAAAGCAAGACUGGAGAGUGGCGAUUUAGAGAGGAGCUGGCAGGACGCUCAUGCACCUGCACUUUGAGGAUCGUUGGAAGCUGGGUUCAUGGGGACCUGGUGGACGAGAAAGGAGAAGCCGUUGGGCGCAUCCGCCUCCGUCGGACCAAUGGCAACAGUGUGGUCUCCAAUGUGAAGCUUAAGGGUUCAACCACUUGGAAUGAGAACGAAGCCAUUGGCUGGUGAAAGUGGUGCAACCGUGCUUACCCACACAAAUGACUUCAUUAAAAGAUCUCUGACCUGAGUGCAUACUGAACCUAGAGAGCUGUUGGAUGCUCUUGUACAUUGCCUGGACUGCGCCAUGCAGUUUCACGACCAGUUUUCCUUGGAGCAUCGCGUGGUUUGGGUUGUCAAGUAAGUGCCCUUGAU
This is a messenger RNA of Durusdinium trenchii, 1066 nucleotides long. The record is from the annotation of a GenBank genome assembly. NCBI's taxonomy places the organism in Eukaryota, Dinophyceae, Suessiales, Symbiodiniaceae.